UACACGACAAUAAAAAUGUCUUUAAUAAAGGUUGCCAGCAAGGAGAAUGCAUUGGUGCUUAACACACCAAAGCGCAAUGAGCUGCUUAAGGACGGUUUGUCAGAGUCAAAGUCCAACAAGUGCCAGAUUUUAGGCCGAGGAGCCUAUGGCACAGUUUUUAAGGGUAUUUAUCAUGAGCAUGCGGUAGCUGUGAAAAUAAUAAGACGCUGCGCUGUGUCCACGAUGCACAAUGAGGCACAUAUACUCAACUGGAAGCACAAGAAUAUUGUGCGCCUCAUAAAGCUCGAGUCUACGCUUGAGUGUGGUUUGCUUAUAAUGGAACGGCCGAAUGGUUUAUGCUUGCAACGUAUUGUGGAUACAAUAGCUUUGCCGCUGUUGCACAGAACUCUCAUUACUUUGGAUAUCUUGGCUGCCUUGCGUUACUGUCACAGUCAGCGCAUAUUGCAUUUGGAUAUAAAGCCACCAAAUAUAUUGGUGGCUCUGGGCAUCUCCAGCAUCGACAAACAUUGUCGAUUUGAACGCCAGUAUAUAUGUAAAUUGUGUGACUUUGGCUCCUCCAUCAAGCUGGACGAGCCGACGAUAAAUAAAUGCAGCGCCAGAGGCACUUUGCGUUACAUGUCGCCUGAAGCUUUGCGUGCAGCGCCUUUGAGCAGCGCCGCCGAUAUCUACUCUUUGGGCAUCACCAUGUGGCAGCUGCAGGCACGCCGCCUGCCUUAUCAAACACUCAACUGCAACGAGUCUAUUGCCUAUCAAGUGGUCAAGCAUGAGUUAAGACCCGAUAACUAUGCGCUGCUGGAAGCGUUAAAGCUGAGCUGUGACUAUUUGAAAAAGUUUAAGUCACCGUUGGAUGUUGUACUAUCAACUGAUUUGUGCAAGAAAGCAAACUCGUUGGCGCGCCGUAAUCUAAAUUUUGAAAGCGCACAUGGUCGUGUACACAAGCGUAGUAAGCAACGCAAGCAGGCGAGAUUAGCACAGUAUUUUGUUAAUCCAUCCGUUACUACUACAACUUUUGGCUUAGAAUACGCUUAUAGUGAGCUGUAUAAAGACUGCUGGCUCAGUCAGCCGGAGUUGCGUUUAAGCGCAUCACAGCUGAAAAAGCGUUUAGAAUUAAUCUUGUCAAAGUGCUAA
This is a messenger RNA of Drosophila busckii, 1128 nucleotides long. RefSeq names its product proto-oncogene serine/threonine-protein kinase mos (gene Mos). Gene Ontology annotation, molecular function: ATP binding; protein kinase activity. The record is from RefSeq and is a predicted model, not a curated record. Gene Ontology annotation, biological process: protein phosphorylation; negative regulation of metaphase/anaphase transition of meiotic cell cycle; positive regulation of MAPK cascade. Gene Ontology annotation, cellular component: cytoplasm. Bases 16 to 1128 code for a protein of 370 amino acids. The transcript has 5 exons. NCBI's taxonomy places the organism in Eukaryota, Metazoa, Arthropoda, Insecta, Diptera, Drosophilidae.